Mercenaria mercenaria is the source of this 1078-nucleotide messenger RNA. Its product is annotated as COP9 signalosome complex subunit 3-like. Lineage: Eukaryota; Metazoa; Mollusca; Bivalvia; Venerida; Veneridae. Gene Ontology annotation, cellular component: COP9 signalosome. The transcript is spliced from 7 exons. Bases 11 to 595 code for a protein of 194 amino acids. Gene Ontology annotation, biological process: ubiquitin-dependent protein catabolic process. The record is from RefSeq and is a predicted model, not a curated record.
AAAAUACAGCAUGCCAAAUGUUCCUGACUUUGAAACAUUGUUUGUACAAACACAAGAGUUUAUCUUGUCAUGUAAUGGAGAACAUGUACGAUAUGCUACAGACAGUUAUGCAGAUUUAUGUCACAAGUUUACACAUAACCUUGUCGAGAGGAAGCAGGGUGGGCUUAUGAUUCCAAAAAAAUUUUUAUGUUACUACUUUAUGGGGUAUGAUCUACCAGCAUUUAAAAAAUUUGAGAGAGCCCCUCUUUCUGAAAUUGUAAUUUCAGAAACACAGUUUUUUUUUGAUUUAUUUAUUCGGGAAAAAAACUUGGGGCUUGUAAAACAGUGUUUAACAUCCAUCUAUAAGAAAAAUAUACAGAGAUUAACAAAGACAUUUUUGACACUGUCACUGACUGACAUGGCUAACAGAGUGAAGUUAUCUGGACCAAAAGAAGCAGAAAAAUAUGUUCUCCAUAUGAUGCAGAAAUGUAUACAGUUGGAUGCCAAGCUUAAAGAGAUGGAUAAUGAGAUAGCAGUAAAUCCUCAAUAUGUUCAGAAGAGUUCCGGAAAUCAUGAAGAUGAUAUUCCUGGAAGUUCAAAAAUGCAGACAUACUGAUGAUAUAUACAUGUGCUCUAUGGAGAAGUUAAUUCAAAGUGCUGUCAAACUGUUGCCAUGAACAAACAUCAUGUUUAAAUUUUCUCAGUGUCCGACCAGCAGGUUUAAAAAAUCAACUGGAAUAUGAAUAGAUGCAGUAUUGUAUUGACUAUAUUGUAUAGAGGCAGUAUUUAUACAUAUGCUGUAGGAAUAAUGGAUUUAUGCCAAAAUAGAUUAAAAGGGCUCAAAAAUCACACGAAAAGAAGGCUAGGUACUUAACUAUUCUUUUUGUACCUAGAGAAGUUUAAAGACGGAUUUUUUGGCAUAUUUUUUUUAUUUUGGUCAUGAAAUUCUGUUCCGCUAUACAAUAUUAAUUUCUAUUGCUAAUAAAAAGCUGAAAGAAGUUUGACCCUGGUACAUAUUUAUUAAAGUAUAUUUGAGAUUUAUUCAGUACAUGCUUUCAGUCGCUGAUUACUUUGUUGUCAAUAAAAUCAUGACCACAUU